This is a messenger RNA of Camelina sativa (false flax), 1215 nucleotides long. RefSeq names its product MATH domain and coiled-coil domain-containing protein At1g31390-like. Gene Ontology annotation, molecular function: protein binding. The record is from RefSeq and is a predicted model, not a curated record. NCBI's taxonomy places the organism in Eukaryota, Viridiplantae, Streptophyta, Magnoliopsida, Brassicales, Brassicaceae.
AUGGCGAGCCCUAGAAGAGUAGUGAUCGAGAACCAUAGAUUGUCACCUUUAAUCAAUCUACGGAAGAAGCCUCAAGCGAUUCCUCUUCCUCACAUGGAUCACCCUCAGAGUCAUCCCGAUUUGAAAACUUUCGACGACGAUGAUAAGGUUAAUCUGGUCCGGUUCGGUUUGGCGUCGCUCUCUCCUGUUCGGAAAGACGACCGUGGAUGGUUGCUUGGUCCCGUUAUUGUUGCUCGUGAUUCUCAGCUCAAAGAUUAUGCUCAUCAUGCUCGUCACCAGUUUCUUCGAUCAAGCAGAGCUGGAGAGAGCAUCCUGCUUCUUAAUUCUUAUUCACUCAAGAUUAACAAAUUUUCCCAACUUGAGAAUCAUACUGCCUUCUCUGAUCAUAAAUACCAAUCUCGUCUUCUCUCCUCUGGUGGAUAUAACUGGAGAUUGAUUGUAUACCCGAGAGGGAACGUAAACGACAAUGUAAGUGGAUUUAUAUCGAUGGACGUGGAAUUAGACAGCACGAGCUUGACGGAAUCCUCACCAACAACUGAGGUGUUUGCGGAACUCCGCUUCUUUGUUUACAACAAGAAAGAAAACAAGUACUUUACUAUUCAAGAUGUAGAAGUAAAGCGGUUCAAUGUCCUUAAUAUGGUGAGGGGAUUGCAAAAAGUUCUUACAUAUGAAACAUUCAUUAACCCUGAAAAUGGAUACAUAUUCGAGGGAGGUCAAUGUGAGUUUGGUGUUUAUGUCAUUGUUCCCCCACCCCUUACCAAUUGGGAGAUCGUCUCUUUUGAUGAGAAACUACUCUCUUCUCCCAAGUUCUCUUGGACUGUUAAGAACUUUUCUGGCUUGAACGAGUAUGUGUACAAAUCAAACAGUUUUACAAUGGGAGGAAGGAAAUGGGGUCUAAUGCUGUAUCCCAAGGGCGACAGUAGAGCAACUGAUAAUUUUUUAUCCUUUUUUCUUUAUUUAGCUGAUAUUGAAACACUAAAACCAGAUGAAAAGAUUUUCUGUCAAGUACAUCUCCGAGUUCUAAACCCGCUUGGGUCCUAUCACGUGGAGGGCAAAGUGGACUCCUGGUACGAGAAAUCAAACAGGGUUUUGGGAUGGUAUAACUUUGUCUCUUUAGAUGAAAUUCGAAAGACUUACUUGGACAAAGAAGACACGUUGAAAGUUGAGGCCGAGUUUAAAGUUGUUUCCGGGAUCAAAUACUCUACCGCUAUCUAA